AUGUGGACACAUGCACCUGACCUCGUGAGAUCUCUCUCACGUACAUUAGAAACGUUGCAAGUGCGCCCCACGGCACGCGUAUCGAUCGGAAGAAGCCGAGCGGGAGUGUUAAGGUACGCUCUCCGAGACCUUUCCCUUCUAUUCAACUUUUUCGAAUCCUUUCGAUACUAUCAGUCCUAUUUUCAACGAAAAUUGUUUUUGAAAAAGUUUAUGGUUUCAGAAUGCAACGCCCGGAACGAAUCCGUUUUUUCAUCACCGAACAGUGCCGGCGACUCGAUCCGACCUAUAGGAACUUUGUGAGCAUUUGUCUUGAAUUCUAUUCCAUUAUUUUUGUAUUCAGAUGUAUCCAAAGCAGAUCUUAAUUGGAGACUUGCCAUUGCCACUUCUCGAAGGUUCUUCAUUGACCUUUCGUGUCAAUCAGCAAGUGGGUUUGGUGUUUUUUAAAUUCAAAUAAUUUUAUUACCAUUAAUUUCGACUAAUCUUACUUUGAUGCAAUGCAAACUUUCCAGAAGAAGAUCAGUUUCCGAAUCCGUCUGUCCGGCAAAGAACUGCACUCCGGCGAGCCUAUCAACAUCGGAAUCCCGUUGACUCAAGUGGAGAGCAUGUCCAUAAAGGACCACAGCCGAAAGCACCCGGAAGCCGCGCUCGUCUUCCUUCUCAAGAACAGCGUCGUCGAUAAGCUCAAAGAACUGUGCCGUCCGUACUUGGACCAGAUCCCCUCAACCGGAUACAAACGACACAUUUCCCGCUAUCUGACGGUCAUUGUGGGCACGGACCCGAUCUCGAAACAGGCGGUCUACAGCCGAGUCGUUCUGCUCGCCAACAAGUUCACUUUCCCGUUCGGAACUGCCAAGAAAAUGCUGAUGAAGGAUGUAAGUCUCGAUAUAAUUUAUCGAAAGAAAUAACCAUUCGUUUUCAGAUUCCUCUAAUGUGGGACGACCUGGUCGAGGAGAGAAACGAGGCACGCGUGCGCACCGGCGUUCAUCACGACCGCGAGCAAAUGACCGAAAUGGACGAUGAGGCGUGGGACUGGCUCAUGUCGUUUCUCCGCAUGAAAUGGGGAAGAUGUCCGUACCAGGGAAACUGGCUCGUCAGAGACGAAGCCGCUCAUCGUCGUCACGCGUUAUUGUAAGUUAAUUAGAGUCCAGCGCAAGCCAAAUGAAAAUGAAAAUUUUAGAAAUAAACCGAUCAAGAGUGAAUUCCUCGAAGAAAUCGAUAUCAAGCAGGAAGUUUGCGCUUCGAAGCGUAUGAAGUACGAGUCGGCCGCCGAUUCCCUUCCCGAAUCAUCAUCCCCGGACUCUGUUUCCUUGUUUUAA
Messenger RNA from Caenorhabditis sp. 36 PRJEB53466, 1316 nucleotides. NCBI's taxonomy places the organism in Eukaryota, Metazoa, Nematoda, Chromadorea, Rhabditida, Rhabditidae. The record is from the annotation of a GenBank genome assembly.